AUUUGACUGGCGAGAACGCUAACACAUGUUGGCUCAGCUUGUAUAAAGCUCUGUAUGUAACACACAGCCACCUAGUAAGUUUGUAAACUUUGCCUUUGGUUUAGUCUCUGGGAGUACAUAUUACCUACUGUGUUCUAUCACAAGUUGUCAAAGAUGAUUCUCCGAAGAUAAGAACAUCCGUUAAUAUAACUCCAUCAGGUAAUGGACUAUACCUCACUUGACGGCGAAGACACCUCGUUGCCUGCAGAUGGUACUGGUGUUCCUCCUUUAAAGCGUUCACCGAAAACGAAGGGAACUAAAGUUACAUUUGGUAAUUCAAGCACAGACAGUUCACCAAAGAGUCGUUCUUCUCGUGAAGAGGAAGAGGAAGGAUUUAGGUCACACGUUGCUGAGAGUUUGGGUCUGAAGAACUUGUCAGAGCUUGACAAGGACAUAGCUGAAAGAACCAGAGAGCCACCACACGAAAUCAUGGAACAAGGUAGUGAAUCUACGAAAGAGUCCUACAAUGCUGGCAUUCCUAUAACUGGGCAUAGUUCUGAUGAGGAGGAGACGCCAAGACAAGAACGAUAUUCAGAAUCGGACAUUGGGACCAUCCUGGAUGAAAGUACUGACGGCAUGGUUGAAUAUGCAGCCAAUUACAAUGAUGAAUCACAAAACUCUUCCAAGAGACCCAUAGGUCAAAUCACUUCGCCAGUUGAUAAUGCUUCAUCUGACCAAAAAGCGAUAGGUGAGGAUGAUAAAAUUGACGAAAAGGUGCCAAAAGAUACAAAUAACGCUACACUGGCAGGCGAAUAUACGCCUGGUCCACCGAUAGAAUAUGAGGCUGUUGGUGAUAAACCCCCUUCAGGGACUAUUGCCCUGAACAGAAGGGAACUGAAAGAACCAGAUGGAGCAUCAGGACCUUCAUCUCCUGCUACCGCCCCUCCGACAGAAUCCGCUGAUCAGGAGCCAUUCCUUGUACAGCCCUACGGGAAGUACUCCUCAGAGAAACCCUCUGAUCCACCCAAAGAAGACAUUGUACAAUCCCUAGUUCCCAAGGAACAGGAUAUAGACCGAAAUGAAAAUGGUUCCGAAGCCUCCAAGUCUACUGAAUCUCAGAUUCCGGAUAUUCCUAAUACAAACAUCGCCGUUGCCUUCCUUGUAACCCUAUGCUUUAAUUUCCCAUUGGGUGCCUUGGCCAUUUACUACGCAUUGAUGUCCGCCAAAGCUUACAGAGAUGGUGAGAAGAAGAAAGGCGCUAAGAGAGCCAGGAUAUCAAUUUACAUAAGUCUCUUCUCUAUAGUGUUGACAGUGCUGAUUGUGAUGGUGGUGGUCUUGUUCAUGGCUAUGAAUCGGCAGGCUAGUAGGAAACGGUUUUCGACCAAAACGAGCAUAUCUUUAUGAAGUGCGUCACGACAAAACGGGGAAGUUCGAAAAAUUGCUUUAUGUAAUUUUGUUUAUAGUUUCACUACUUCAUCGAUGGUCACUUUCCGAGGGAACUCAACUGAAGCUGUGAGCAGGUGAUUGCAAAUAUCCGUUGAAGAACUAAGAACAUUGACAAUCUUUUCAAUUCCAAGGUGGCAUUUUGAGCACUACAUCACACUUACGAUGGAAAGUGAAAGCACGUGUAAGCGUUGCAUGCAGUGGUUUUAAUAUUGACAUGUCAUAUGUGAUUCCGUUCAUAAUGUACGAGUUGUCGGUGAAAACAUGGACCGAAAAUGUCGAGUUAAGGCUUGAACAAUCUCUCGAUUUAUGUGAAAGUUUAUUUUAUAAAACAUGACAACAUCACCUUGUGUAUUUUGCAGGUUGUGCCUUUUAUACAAUCUAUGCCAUGCUACAACUAUAUUUUCCACCAAGUUGUUCUUUGUAUUCGGUUUACACAAAUCUGAACUAGUCUUUAUGGUUCACACAGAGAAGUAAGCCAAUGUGCACUGAUAACACUUUAUGUCUCAUAAUUCAUGAGAAAACGUGAUAAAAAGUCACAUCUGAAGAAGACUAUGAUAUAUUUUCGCUUUUUAUUUGAUGUUUCAAGGUGAAUACAAACAGAGGGGACUUGUGUACUUGGAUAUGUUCUUAAGAAUGUUGCCCCAUGUUCUGAAGUGUUGCACAGCUCUCCUUUUGAUAUACUAUGAUUGUAAACAAUUAUUGAUUUACUUAUUGAACAAUACAGAAUUGAUGCAAACACGAAUGUCUUUGACAAACAUAUGAUGGCAUUAUAUACCUGUCGUGUUCCACAGCCAAGACACCUGGGUGCUGUUGUAACAAAGUGAUCUUAGCGCUAAGGUGACCGUAACUCCCAUACCAUAACAUAGACUUAAGGUAGUCUUAGCGCUAAGGUUGUUUUGAACUACGGCACCCUGACCGAGAAUGAUUCCUAUUACUUAGAGACGUUUUAUCAUACUUUGGCUGGAAAAGUUAUCUUUAUAAUUGAUUUGGAUAUGUGUUAUUAAAACAUGAGUGAGGUAAAAUAUUUUACUGGCCUAGUAUCCUGACAAUAUGUAUGUAGAUAACGGAGUGUAAUGUGUUUGAUUAAAGGUGAAAAGUGCCAAACUCAAAAUGUCACAAACUGUUCACAUUUAGCCACACUGGUUUCAGUAAUUCCAGCAUCAGCACUUAUAUUAUCAUUUGUUUCAUAGUGGAUGAUACUGAUGCCCAAGGCGCCGCAAUUAGCUGUGAAGAGUUGCGUCCCUUUAUCGCGCUGUAACACUAUGGUUCGCUUCGCAAGUUCGCCCAGAUUAUGGUUUGUCUGUACCCGUGAUGUUUUGUUUUACAAAAGGUGGGAAGGAUCAUGGCUGCAUUAAUUCGGGCUUCCACGGUAAGUUGACAACCCGUGAUAUAACUGGAAUACUUUUAAAAGCUGUGUUGAACCCAACUCACUCACUCACUCACUCAGUUUAAUUGUGUUAUCAUGUCAUCGCGUAAUCUGUGAUAUUGAUGUAAAUUAGAGUUGUUCAUGUUAUGGCGACGAAGUCGGAAUGUGGAUUUUCAAUGAAAGGUUUGUUUAGUGCUCAUUCAGCAUGUUGCUAUUUUCUGUUUAAAUUCCUUUCUCAUUUCCUUUUUUUCAAAGUAAACAUCAGUAACGUACUUACUGGCAGCGGUGUUUGACUGUUUUAUUGCAUUAUGUGAUUAUACCAUUUCACUCGAAGCGAACAGGUAUAAGACUACUUAAAUCGUUUAUAUGGAUGGCAUAUUGUAAAAGCGCCUUACAACCCAACUUCUCCAUUGUGAUGAAGCUCAUUAGAUAGACUGGACAUGUACGCUAAACGUGUCCCCGAAUGUUCCAACAUCUGUCUCUUAUAGUCUAGGUCUUGCAGUUAUUGCUCUGUUUGUAGCAUUUUGAGACACAAUGACACAUUACUGAAUGAUUUACUCAAACUUCCCCCGGCUGUCACACUACCGGAGCCCGCUCCCCUCUAACUGGAGAUAUCUGGUACACACGCACACGCCCACGCACACGCACACACAAGAACCCCAUUCCUUAAACACCCUCACCCACCCACACGUACACACACAAGGACCUACGCACACGUACAUACACACAUGUAAGACCCCCAUACCCUCAACACCCUCACACCAAACCACAUAUACAAGUACACACGUGUGCUCUCUCUCUCUCUCUCUCUCUCUCUCUCUCUCUCUCUCUCUCUCUCUCUCUCUCUCUCUCUCUCUCUCUCUCUCACACACACACACACACACACAC
Molecule: messenger RNA, 3679 nt
Organism: Haliotis rubra (blacklip abalone)
Lineage: Eukaryota; Metazoa; Mollusca; Gastropoda; Lepetellida; Haliotidae
Exons: 2
Coding region: 202-1383 (393 amino acids)
Cellular component (GO): membrane
Source: RefSeq, a predicted model, not a curated record